AUGGAGAAGUUUGAGAGAUACUUUUUUAAAGGAAAAAAAAAAGUAACUAAAAGUCGUUCGGGAAAUUCUCAGGAGGGUGCUGAAGUAUACACGGGAAAGUGGAAUUAUUUCAAUUUAAUGAUCUUUCUAAACGAUACGACAACACCACGGAAAACGGACAAUACUAUUUCUGAUGAUGAAAGUGAAAAAGAAUAUACAGAGGAAAAUUUAGAGGCAUUAGAAAACAAUAAAAAUGAUUAUUUUAAUGAUAGUCAAGAAUACACUUCAAGUCCUAUUGACGUCAUUGGUAUUGAAAAUUUGUCAUCUGUAUCUCAAUCUGGAAAUUCUAAUUGUACUAAUCAAAUUUCAGAAAGUACAAGUAAUUCUGAAAAUGUUCGUUCUAUUAAAAGAAAAAAAAAUGAUAGUAAAGCUUUUGAAGAUGAACUACUAAAGAUUGAAACCGAAAAGUUAAAUGCUUUACUGCAGUCCAAUACGACUAAUCAUAUUGACGAUGAUGAUAUGUUAUUUUUAAAAUCUCUCCAUCCAUACUUUAAAACCAUGCUUCCUAUACAAAAGCUAAGUUUAAGGAAUCAGAUUCAAAGUGUAAUAAUAAAUGAAUUAUCACUAACACAAGGACAACCAACAUACGAUACUCCAACAUACAAUAUGCCAACAUUUGCUCAAAGAGAAACACCACAAAAUUCAACACCUCGUGCAUUUGAUUUGAACAACAUUCUUAAUUCAAAUAAUUAUAUUUAA
This is a messenger RNA of Macrosiphum euphorbiae (potato aphid), 738 nucleotides long. The record is from the annotation of a GenBank genome assembly. Lineage: Eukaryota; Metazoa; Arthropoda; Insecta; Hemiptera; Aphididae.